CCAAUUCGUCAAAAUAUUAUUGAAAGCGUCCUGUUGUAGACAAAAUGUCCCGCAGCAAUGAUAAACAAGCAACGUUUGAGAACCAAAAACCCGAAUGUAGUCGAAGCCCCAGACCGCAGUAUCUUUUUCAAGACCCCAGACAGAGAUUGCGCCACUACAAGUCACAAGGGAGACCCUUUGAUCCAAAUAUUGACCUAGAUGGUUAUCGUUUCCACAACAGCCUGGAGCAGGACCCGCCAAACUUGAUGGGGCGCACGCUUGAUAUUUUGGGGGAGGUUGAGCGAGAAAGGCGGAUAGUAAUGGAGCGUGCUAGGACUGCGCCAUCGACUUCCUGUGAAUACAAGCAAAACAAGGAGCGGCCCAGUCUAAAAGUAAGCCGCAAUAUCGGCAUGACCAGAUGUCGUUUACCAAACACUAGGGUACAGAACGGCCAUGUGGGUGGCUAUGCCACGGAUUGGGAUAACGAAUCUCGCCCAAGUGUGGCGGGCAGAUCUACCAUGCGAGUUCUGGCACCAUUACAUAUCGACCCCAAUACACGUGCCCUGCCAUCUCCCGACGUUGCGAGACGUCUUGAGAGCAGCAAAUCUCCUUCGUCGCCGAUCGCUUUCCAUCGUCCAGCAAAUAACACUGGGAUCCAACAGAUUUUUGAAACCACCUCGGGCAUGCCUGAAGGAAGGACCUUUAAACAGCCUUUUGAUCAUUCGGAUAUCGACAUGGGGGAAGACACCAGUGUCAAUGACCUAACAUUCGAUGCUCCCAAUGCAGAUUCAACGCAUUACUCAAUUGUCAAUGAACUGGAAGCGCCAGACGCCAACAAUAAGGAAUUCCCACUUAAAUCAACGAAUAAUGUAGCAAUGGUAUCUCAGAUUGAAGCACCGCAGCUUCAUUUACAGGAACAAUCGAAGGGUCAAGGACCUGAGGACUUUCCAUAUUCGCCGAAUGUAAACGAUAAUAGGCAGCGAAUUGCCCAUUCGGCAGAUUUCAAUGGGUCAGGCAAACACGAUUCAUGGACAUAUGGUUACAGCGGCAAUGGGCGAGGGACCCAACCCUGUCCGAACUCCAGUUUGCCACAUGCCGUUGCAGGUACGAAUAUCUGUGCCAAUCAAGACCCACAUCUGGAUGGCACAUCGAACGGGGAAUCAAAAUGCGCGAGAAAGGGGGCAGCCCCGCCAACUCCAUAUGAGAUGAUGAACAGUAUUACGAAUAACACGAUGUCCUUGCGCUACCACCCCGAGGGUAUAAAUUCGAGUGUACAUGGACGUAUAACCCAUAGAACUUUGACUUCGAAUCCAUUUGCCGAAUGUUCAAAGCAAAAACGUUGUGGUCGUGUGCAAUUUAGUGGCUCCCAUCAUGCGGAAGUUCGCAAUCCUCGGAAAGCACGUCUUCUUAAAAACCAAAUCGAAAACUUAGUGGAAGACUCAUACUGCCCCGGCUUAAUACAAGCAACACUUGAUGGCAUAGAAAACUUUAACGAACACUCCAUGAAUAUGACACUGCGCAAUGCCGAAACAUUACCUGACUUCAACGAAACAUCUAUGCGUUUACAGGAAGAAGAUCCAAUGACUCUACUUGAAGCCUUUGCCAUAAGGAUUGAUAAAGAACGCUCCAUAACUUUGGCCAGCGAUGAACCGAGUGCAUGUAUCGAAAAGCAUUUUGCUACCCAAGUUCAGUCAGAGUUGAAUCAGUCAGUCAAAUGCCUGCUUGUUUCGGAAACACUUUUCAAUCAAAAUUAUUUGGAUAAAAGCCAUAGCUCCUCGUUGAGAACAAAUAUCGAAAAAUAUGAAUACAGUUUACACGCAUUUUGCCCGGAAAUUCAGUGUAUCUCUUAUGUCGGACAUACCGAAGGCAUAAACGAAAGCAGCAAUUAAUUGCAGACAUAUGUACAUAUAUUUCCCAUGUAGUAAAAUGUGUGCAUGUUUUUCACACAAAACAAUAAAUUCUUAAUAACUCUAUUUUGGCUCUAUUGAAAAA
This is a messenger RNA of Musca domestica (house fly), 1971 nucleotides long. RefSeq lists its product as uncharacterized. The record is from RefSeq and is a predicted model, not a curated record. The transcript has 9 exons. The coding region runs from base 45 to 1868 and encodes 607 amino acids. Lineage: Eukaryota; Metazoa; Arthropoda; Insecta; Diptera; Muscidae.